Spirodela intermedia is the source of this 2975-nucleotide messenger RNA. Lineage: Eukaryota; Viridiplantae; Streptophyta; Magnoliopsida; Alismatales; Araceae. The record is from the annotation of a GenBank genome assembly.
AUGUUUCGCGUCACCGUUUCCAGAGUUCGAGCUGCUGCUAUUGCUCCUUGCCGGCGAGCGUCGGCCGGCGCCGGUGCCGUCAACAGGCUCCUGAGCAACAUCCCCGAGGACACCGUCUACGGAGGGCCAAAGCCCCAGACCGUGAGCCAGAGGACCACCCUCACCAACCUCCGUCAGAAGUAUCGCAGGGGGGAGCCCAUUACAGUCGUCACGGCGUACGACUACCCUUCCGCCGUCCAUGUCGACACAGCGGGAAUGGACAUCUGCCUAGUGGGGGACUCCGCCGCCAUGGUGGUUCACGGCCAUGACACCACUCUUCCCAUCUCCCUAGACGAGAUGCUUGUCCACUGCCGGUCGGUUGCCCGCGGCGCCACCAGGCCACUCCUCGUCGGCGACCUGCCUUUCGGCUCCUACGAGUCCUCUCCUUCUCAGGCAAGGCGUAACUACGGCUCUUCCCGAUUGCUCUUCCCUUUUUUAAGCCGCGGAUCAUCCAGAGUGGAACUUGGUUGUGUUCGGGGUUGUCUAGGCCGUGGACUCGGCGGUGAGGAUGCUCAGAGAGGGAGGAAUGGACGCCAUCAAGCUGGAAGGGGGAGCGCCGUCCAGGAUCACGGCAGCCAAGGCCAUUGUGGAGGCAGGAAUCGCCGUCAUGGGGCACGUCGGCCUCACCCCGCAGGCUAUCAGCGUGCUGGGUGGCUUCAGGCCUCAGGGGAAGAAUGUCUCCAGCGCCGUUAAGGUCUACACGACAUAGAUUUCUCAUGUUGCAAUGAUCUGACGAGCAGGACUAAUCCAACGAUUCCAGAGAUCGAAUCGCUUAUGGGGUGUCCUUGUGCAGGUCGUAGAAACUGCCCUUGCGUUGCAAGAGGCGGGAUGCUUUUCAAUCGUCUUAGAAUGCGUGCCUGCACCAGUGGCUGCUGCUGCAACUUCAGCUCUUCAAAUUCCUACAAUUGGCAUUGGAGCUGGCCCUUUCUGCAGUGGGCAGGUUGGUUCCUCAUUCCAAUCCCAUCUCUGUUGCGAUGACCCAAAAAAAAAAAAUAUAUAUAUAUAUAUACCUGCCUAUAAUGAGAACACUGUGGACUCGUUCUACCAUUAUCUAAACUGCAGCAUACCAUCCGAAAUCAAGCUUGAGCAUCUGACCUUAAUUAAGAAAGCAUUCCUCUUUCCUCGUUUAGAUGCUCACUGUCGAUUUUUAUCUUCCUCUAAUUACUUCCACAUGGUUAUAAAUCUUGCUGGAUGAUGGUUUUUCCUAUUCCCAACCAUAAUACUAGAUAUUGUGAAAAGAUGUUUCGUUUAGCUGUGAAUAUGUCCUGCUCCGGGGAUUUUGAUGAAAUGCUCAGCAUCUGGCGGGAGAAACUUUUCAUAGAGUCAAGGGAAGGAGCCUCGCCGCCAGAACUUAAGUUUAAAUUCUUAAUUGGGUAUUACCCAAUUUUAAUUAUCAGGGAUUCGAGGUUUAACAAUAAUAAGCAAAGGGCUGAAGAGUAAUACUUACCCAGCGAUCUAAAAAACGCAGAGACUGCCUUUUUCUGACCCUGAUGAGUGUCAACUCGGGUUCUGCCAAUCUGAUAGCUAUAGGAAAGAUAUAGCUUUCACAUGGGCUUUCCAAAGGCAAGGCACAGUGAUUCAGCCCGUGGUUAGUUCUUAGCUUCUCAUCUUUUUUCACGUUUAAACUUCACACUGGCCAUUAUAUCUCGGUGAGAUCCCUGCAGAUAUUUGCUGAUGGUGAGAGAUAGAGCGUCCUGAAGGCGACUGAAAUUUUAUUAUCCCUCUUUGAGGAACCUUGGCAGGAGUGGGGGAGUCUUGGUAUCCAUGCGUUGGCAGCUAAAUGCUCGGGAGUAAAACAGCAGAGAAUCAGGCUUUGUAGAAUCCUUCGAAUUUGUAUGUCUGUUCAUGAAUCCCUGGAUAACCUCCAAGUUUUGUUAGCGUAGUUAACAUUCUCAUGGAGUCUGUUUCUGCUUCUGCUCGAGUUUCUAAACAAGAACAAGAUAAAUAUUCUACUCUUUCACCCACGCCGAUUACAGGGUUGCCCUCGAAGGAUUUCUUAUAGAUUUAUCAUGGAAGUGUUGAUUUGCCACGAUGUUAUCCUGGAAGUGUCGCUUGAUCCCAUUCCCAUCUGGUACUUUCAAGAGAUGGAGAAUGAAAAGUGGAAGAUGGUUGUCUCCCGGGGGAAUUUAUUUUAUAAAUUAACUCGUCUUCGAUGAUAGGAAAACAAAAUAAGGCAUUUUUAGGCGAAAAUUCAUGAUAAAAUAUAUUUAGCUCUCUUUUUGUGAGUGUAAUUGUUUAAAACUCUGAAUUGUAGAAUCUAUAACCUAUUGUAGGCUUGAUCUUCCCAUUAGUUCAGCUGAUGCAAUCCAAAAUUGAUGGAUCCUGGUCCUGCUCUUGAAGCAUAAUGAUGAUGUUUGCUGUGAAAAUGGUAGACAUUAUAGGUGAUGUGUACUGAGUUCUUGCACUUUUGGGAAUUUCUGAUAGUCGAGACUAAUUUAGCAGAUAGUUUUUUUCUUGGAGAUUUCUUUUAUCAUCUCUUUGGGUUCCUGUGUGUAUAAAUUCCUGAGCAAAUACGAUUUUUCGAAUACAGGUGCUGAUCUACCAUGACCUGUUGGGCAUGUUUCAACACCCUCACCAUGCCAAGGUGGCCUCCACCCCUCUCUCUCUCUCUCUCUCUCUCUCUCUCUAUCGGUACAUAUAUUUUUCUCUCGUGUAUUUCUGAAGAUGGCUUCUGCCAUCGCGUUUUGCAGGUUUCUCCAAAGUUCUGUAAGCAGUAUGGGAAUGUGGGCGAUGUGAUCAACAAAGCACUUCUGGAAUACAAACAAGAGGUGGGGAGUAAAUCGUUUCCAGGCCCUCGGCACACGCCCUACAAGAUCAACGCAGACGAUGUCGCCGGAUUCCUCGACGAGCUCCAGAAGAGGGGGUGGGGUGAAGCUGCUACGGCUGCAGCCGCUGCAGUCCAGACCAUGGACAUCUCCCCCAAGCCGUUAGAUUGA